AUGGUUGAUUUCAGUAAUGAAGAUGAUCUCAAAAACAUUUGGUUUAGAAGAUCCAUAGAAAUUGAAGGCCAAGUUAAACAAAUUGUUAGAACCGUUGGUACACAUCUUUCAAUGGAUAUGACCACUGAAAAUCGGACUAUGCCUAGUAUGGCUAAGGUCAAAGUUGAAGUUGAUUUGACUAAGCCAAAAAUAAAGAAGGCAGAGGCUAAGGAAAAACAAAAGGGUGAAGAGGAAAAAGAGGAUGAUGAAAAAGAAGAUGGUAGUGAUAAUGAGAAACAAAAUCAACCCAAAAACAACAAUGAAAAUGAAAAGAAAGAGAAUGAUGGAAAACUGAACAGGAGGAAAAUGUGGAAAACAAAGUCAAAAGGAAAGAGACCACUGGGAAACGACAACAUGCAAAGGAGGUGGAAAAAAUUCCUACCAUCAAUGAAAGGAUCAAGACCAAAAAGAAGAAAAAAAGGACCAAAAAGAAACCUUCUAUGA
Molecule: messenger RNA, 483 nt
Organism: Lycium ferocissimum
Lineage: Eukaryota; Viridiplantae; Streptophyta; Magnoliopsida; Solanales; Solanaceae
Exons: 3
Coding region: 1-483 (160 amino acids)
Source: RefSeq, a predicted model, not a curated record